This is a messenger RNA of Bactrocera latifrons, 888 nucleotides long. RefSeq lists its product as uncharacterized. Lineage: Eukaryota; Metazoa; Arthropoda; Insecta; Diptera; Tephritidae. The transcript has 2 exons. The annotation marks the transcript as partial. The record is from RefSeq and is a predicted model, not a curated record.
AGAUUAAGGCUAAACGGCACAUUUCGUUGGUCUGAAAGCCAAACGAAAGACCUUUUGAUAAAUAUAGCGGACGCAAUAAAAGAGAAUCCGGACAAUUUUGAGAAACCAACUGCUCAAAGGUUUUACAACAAAAUUGGCGAAAAAGCUCCAAAUUUAAUGAAUAUUAAAUGGGACAUAAUGAGGACUAAAAUGCGGCAUUUGAAAAUGACAUUUUUAUCUACGCUCAAGUGGAAAGGCCAGACUGGUGCAGGCUUACUUGAAAGUGGUGAUCCUCAUAGUGUGGAAGAAUACAUAAAAGAAAUAUGUCCUUUUUAUGAAGACCUUCUCGUGAUAUUUGGACGUCGCAUAAGUGUUCAGCCGCCAGUGAUUUAUCAAUCAACAGAGUUGGUGUCACCGUUGGACGAUACAUAUAUAGAAUAUAUUACCCCAGAGAUAGACCACGACACAAGUUCUUCGAGUCCGUUACCCAGUUCGUCCGUUAUUAUGUAUCCACCUGCAGAUGAAGUAGUUAGUCCGUCCGCUAAUUUUGCAUGCACAUCUACACCAAGAAGAAAUAUGAAAAGAUCUCAUAGUAGUUCAAAUCCAUUUUCAUUACUUUUCGAAAUCCAAAAUAAGAAGUUGGAACUAGAAACGAAAAAAUUGGAAUUUGAAAAAGAGGAAAACAAUUUUCAAUUGCAGAAAUUACGGUUGGAGAAAGAAAUGGAAGUAGAAAUGGAAAAAGUUAGAUUGGAACACGAACGAUUGAAAAGCUUAAAUAGCUCAUAAUUUGCCAAAAUGUAAUCAUCUGUAUUCCAAUAUAAGAUUUUUCCAUUUUGCCUUUUUCUUUUUAAUACAUUUGUUGGUUUGUUUUACUUAUAGUGACUUAGUGAAUAUGGUCCACCUUGCUUU